Molecule: messenger RNA, 1703 nt
Organism: Salpingoeca rosetta
Lineage: Eukaryota; Choanoflagellata; Craspedida; Salpingoecidae
Exons: 1
Coding region: 180-1550 (456 amino acids)
Source: RefSeq, a predicted model, not a curated record
UCCAUGCACAAAUAUUGUGCCCUGACGGCCUCGUGCAUCCAAGCGUGUGUCAAACAAUCAGCAACGCCCCCUUUCAGUUCGUCACAUGCAUCACACACUAGCCUCCCACAUCACUACAUCAUUCCAAGCAAGCCAGCUGGACAAAUCCAGCAGUGACAGCAACAGAGUGCUUCAGCGUGAUGAUGCCGCGGCGAACCUCCUCCUCCUCCUCCUCCUCCUCCUCCUCCUCGCGCUUGGUGGUGGUGUUGACCACCACGUGCACCCUACUGUUGGCUGUCUGGCAGUGGGACACGUGCAGCAGCGAGGUUGUGCUGGAGGAAGAUGGCUCAGGCACCUUCCACAUCAACACCACCGAUUCCCAGCCCGUGUUUGUGAACGGCAUCAACGUUGAUGAGAUGUUCCAGGCCAUCUACCAAAACCAGCUCAGCAUCCAACAGCAAGUCGCUCUCAACGACGCACAGGCGCUGCACAUCAGCCAGCUGCAGGCGCGCUUGUGUGACUUGGCUGAGCCCGAGCCAAGUGUGAGCACCAUCGAUGCCUUCCCCCCAAACGCUGAGCCCGACCCCGGGGACGGUGAUGUGAUUGGGCCUGUAAUUGGAACACCUCUUGUCAGGGACAACAGGUGGUCGGGCGGCGUGCUGGCUGACAAUGGCCUCAUCUACGGUAUCCCAUUGCACGCCAAUGCACCUUUGAUCCUGGACCCUGAGACUGGUACAGUCGACAACCCUUUGAGCGACAGUGCCGUAUACAAGUGGAGCGGUGGGGUGCUGGGAAGCAACGGCCUCAUCUACGGGUUCCCUUUCUUCGAGCCGUCGGUGCUCGUCAUUGACCCAGCCACGAACGCGACAGGCACGAUUCCAUUGAACAUGUCCACAUCCUUCUCUGGCGAUGAGGGCGAUGGCAUGUGGCAGAGCGGCAUUCUGGCCUCCAACGGCCUGAUCUUCGCGAUCCCAGACAUUGCAGGUGCCGUUCUUGUAAUUGACCCCGCAACUAAUGCCACCGACAUGACGACCAUGGCCGGGCUUGAUGACGGCAGCUGGUUUGGUGCCGUGCAAGCGCCCAACGACCUCAUCUACUCGGUGCCUUCCACAGCGUCGUCCGUGCUCAUUAUCAACCCUUUCUCCAAGACCACUGAUACGACGAGCAUCGUGGUGCGAAGAAAUGGUGACACGGGAACAUGGGCAGGCACUGUGCUAGCUGAGAACGGCCUCAUCUAUGGCAUUCCCUCAACCGCCACAAAGGUGCUCGUGGUAAACCCUGGCACGAAGGAGAUGAACAUCAUCUCCAUUCCUGACGUCUCGACGGCAGCAAAGUGGCGUGGGGGCGUGCUCUCACCCACCGGGUUGAUCGUUGGCAUUCCACAGCACGCCUCGUCCGUGCUUCUUAUUGACCCUGCGCUGGACACCGUGGACACCACCACACUCAGUGGGCUUUCGAGUGGUUCCUUUUACUGGAGUGGUGGUGUGCUGGCAAACAACGGCCGCAUUUAUGGCAUCCCCACGCGCGCACGGACCAUCCUCGUCAUCCACCCACGGGGCCAGAUGUGCUGAAUGGCUGUGUGUGUGUGUGUGUGUGUGUGUGUGUGUGGUGGGACGAGUGGGUCGUCUACGAGAAUGUAGGCUACGGAUGGAGUGCUUGAGGUACGUAUGCGGUGGUGUGUACUUUGCUUUCGAUGGUGAGUCAAUCAAUACAGAACAACACAG